AUCUGAACCCCUAGACUAUAUAUGCGGAUAUUGGAAGGGGGGGAGGAGUAACCAAAGCAUAGGCAUAGGCAUAGGCAUAGGCAUGGCCAUGGGAGCGUGGUCGGCGAUGAAGAAGAGCUUAUUAAUGAAGCUGAGUGUGUGUCUGCUGAUCAUCGCCAUGGCUAACUGCGCUCGGGACAUCCCUGACUCCGUUGCUGAGCACCCUCCCGGAUACAUCAUCUGCGGCGAGAUCAGCGAGACGUGGCACGGGGGGCUGUGCGCCAAGCGCGGCACCUGCAACAAGCCGUGCCGGGCGGAAGGGUACGACGCGGGCUACUGCGCCCCCUUCCCCUUCAUGACCUACUGCUGCUGCACACAGAACUGUGGCAAGUCGUCGUCUCUGCGACCACACAGGAGCAGCAUUCAGUGCAACUAAGGGAGUAGUAGUACCAUGUAUGGAUGCAUGCAUGGUUUGUGAAAUAAAUCUCAUUUCGAUCGCGUGUGUGUGUGUGUGUGCCUACUACAGAUGGCAAAAGAAACCGUUCUUGUAACUUGUUGGAACUGCUGCUAUUUCUCAGUGACCAAGAAGAACUGUCCACCAAGUUGCAUA
This is a messenger RNA of Triticum aestivum (bread wheat), 589 nucleotides long. RefSeq lists its product as uncharacterized. The transcript is spliced from 2 exons. Bases 83 to 415 code for a protein of 110 amino acids. The record is from RefSeq and is a predicted model, not a curated record. NCBI's taxonomy places the organism in Eukaryota, Viridiplantae, Streptophyta, Magnoliopsida, Poales, Poaceae.